CAAAGCAGCGCGGUGGGAGGCGGGGAAGGGCUGCGGCGAUGGAGCGGAAGCGUAGUCUGGACUUCGGUCUGGAGGCCGGGGUCGACGACGGGGAUCCCGCGGAGAAGAAACGGCUCCUGCUGUGUGUGGACUUCAUCACCAUCGCCAGCUGCGAGGCUGCUGUGGCGCGGCGCUUCCUGACCGAGAACGCUUGGGAGAUGGAAAGGGCGCUGAACGCCUACUUCGAGCCGCAGGCGGAGGAGGGCGCCGUCCCACACCUCCCGGAGACCGCGCCCGAGCCGGGGUCCUGCGUUGACCUAACCAGUGAGGAGCCAGCCGACCCCGCUUGCUCAGGAAGCCGCACGCCAGACACUGUUCAGCAGGAGGACGGCAGCGUGUUCUCCAUGAUCACCUGGAAUAUUGACGGGCUGGACGUAAAUAACCUGCUGGAGAGGGCUAAAGGGGUGUGUUCCUUCUUAGCGCUGUACGACCCAGACGUGGUGUUUCUGCAGGAGGUCAUUCCCCCGUAUUACAGCUUCCUGAAGAAGAGAGUGAGUAAUUACACCAUUAUCACAGGUCACAUGGAAGGAUAUUUCACAGCCAUAAUGUUGAAGAAAUCGAGAGUGACAUUGAAAAGCCAAGAGAUUAUUCCUUUUCCAAAAACAAAAAUGAUGAGAAACCUUUUGUGUGUGCAUGCCAGCGUGUCGGGAAACGGACUUUGCCUCAUGACGGCCCAUUUGGAGAGCACCAGAGAGCACGCCCAGGAACGAAUGAAUCAGCUCAAAAUGGUCUUAAAGAAGAUGCAGGAGGCCCCGGAGUCGGCCACGGUGAUAUUUGCGGGAGACACAAAUUUAAGGGAUCGCGAAGUCGCCCGGUGCGGUGGUCUGCCCGGCAACAUCUCCGACGUCUGGGAGCUGCUGGGCAGGCCCAAGCACUGCCAGUACACAUGGGACACGCAGGCGAACUCGAACCUGGGCAUUCGCGCCGUCAGCAAGCACCGUUUCGAUCGCAUCUUCUUCAGAGCAGCCGCAGACGGCGGCCACAUCGUUCCCCGAAGUCUGGACCUCCUUGGGCUGGAGAAGCUGGACUGCGGCAGGUUCCCCAGUGAUCACUGGGGCCUCCUGUGCAACUUGGACGUGAUACUGUGAUGUGUUUUCCCGAUGCCAGUCUCCUGGGCUCUGUAGUCUGUGCUGGGGGCUUGCAAAUACACGGUGACCCUGCCUGUCUGGAACUCGAGUUCGUGUGCAGGAGUUAUGACCCGCACCCCUGGAAGAGAAGGAAAACUGCUGUGCUUUCGUUUGUGAUCUGCGUCCUUAGAUUUCAGAACUGAAAGUUAACAUUUAUUUCAGCAAAGUACCCGUGCUCAGAACGCGAGGCCUCUGGGCAACAAGGCGUGAAGGCCUGUGGAGCCGGGUCGCCUUGUCCCUAGGCUAGUCUUUAGAGUUGACUUAUUUUAAAAGUCAUUAACCAAAAAAAGUUCAUAUGUUAAGUAAGUCUACAAAAGGGAAAAACUGGCUGUUUCUGAGUGCUUCACACUGGAUCUUUGGUCCCAUUUCACCAACUGCGAGGAUCUAGUCCAAAGCCAUGCUUGCCGGCCUUGAAGCCGACGCUGCCCUCCCGUGUCAGAGCAGGGUUUUGUCAGCUCACCGCGGCCUGGUUGGUGAGCUGUACGUGAACCCAUGCUUUGCCUUAACUUUCUCAAAUUCACGUUCACAGCUGUGUUGCCAAAAGAGCAGUUAGGCUUAGUGAGGAUGAGAGUCUGUUUUAUGGCAGCACAGGACUUUUUCCAAGAGAAUAGUUGUGUAAAGAGAAAUAGCCUUUUAGUUUUGCUACUUGAAGAUUGAAUUAUGUUAUUUAAGGAGCACUUUUAAAUGUGCUUUGAGGAAACUUUUUCUGCCAUAAGAGAAAGGCACCUUAAAUAGAGAAUUUUACCUGUUGGUAGUGGGUUUUGGUGCCGUAAUGGGAUUGGAUGUUCCCCUCCUGGGGCUUCUGGCUCCGCCACUGCAGCCUCACCCGUGGAAGGGGGUGGCGGGGAGCCCGGCUUUGCCUGCACUGCCUCGUCUCCCCGCCAGGGGGCGGCCGGGCUGAGCUGGCUUCUCAGCUUAGGAAGGAGCCGCUGAGAGGUAACUGGAAGGAGUCGUAGUGGAACCUUGUUUUCAGAGGGGGCGUCAGAACUAACAAGUAGAACAGCUCAGAAAAGACCAGCUGAAUGUAUACAGAACACUGUCUUUGUGGUGACCAGGGAAAGGAGUUUUAUAUGUAAAGUACAACUUUAAUCAUUAAAAUGAGAAUGCUAAUACUGUA
Artibeus jamaicensis (Jamaican fruit-eating bat) is the source of this 2283-nucleotide messenger RNA. It is a transcript of the gene TDP2, whose product is annotated as tyrosyl-DNA phosphodiesterase 2. The record is from RefSeq and is a predicted model, not a curated record. Gene Ontology annotation, molecular function: protein binding; 5'-tyrosyl-DNA phosphodiesterase activity; single-stranded DNA binding. The transcript has 7 exons. Gene Ontology annotation, cellular component: PML body; cytoplasm. The coding region runs from base 39 to 1127 and encodes 362 amino acids. Gene Ontology annotation, biological process: double-strand break repair. Lineage: Eukaryota; Metazoa; Chordata; Mammalia; Chiroptera; Phyllostomidae.